This is a messenger RNA of Brassica rapa (field mustard), 4330 nucleotides long. RefSeq names its product protein ENHANCED DISEASE RESISTANCE 2-like. Gene Ontology annotation, molecular function: lipid binding. Lineage: Eukaryota; Viridiplantae; Streptophyta; Magnoliopsida; Brassicales; Brassicaceae. The record is from RefSeq and is a predicted model, not a curated record.
UAAAUAAAUAAAACUUCCUUUGCAACUAACUGAUCUUUCAAUACCACUUUCGGUUCUCUGUUUCGCUGAGGCGGAAUCAGAGAAUCGCUUCAAGUUAAGCAUUUGAGGCACAACAAGUUUUGUUAUAUCGAAUCGUUUACGGAGAAGAAGCAUUUCAAGUGAAAAAUGGAAAUGUCUCAAACCGACGGAAGAAUGGAAGGUUGGCUUUACACCAUCCGACAUAACCGGUUUGGUCUUCAAUUCUCUCGUAAACGAUAUUUUCUUCUUCUCGACAACAACCUUAAAAGCUUUAGAUCAGUACCAUCAGAUCACAAUGAGGAGCCUGACAGAAGAGCAUCCCUAGACUGUUGUAUUAGGGUUACUGACAAUGGAAGAGAGAGUUUCCAUAGAAAGAUCCUAUUCAUAUUUACACUUUACAACACUUCAAAUCAUUUGGAUCAAUUGAAGCUGGGAGCAAGUAGUCCUGAAGAAGCAGCCAAAUGGAUCAGAUCAUUACAAGAUGCUUCACAAAAGGGGUUUCCUUUUCCGGAUUGUGAAUUUGUAUCUCAUGCUGAGAAAGGACUUGUGAAGCUUGAUCUAUCCAAGAGGACACGCCGCAAAGUUUCAGUAGAUUGGACAAAUUACUCAUCACUGAAUGUUGAAACAAUAGCACUUGAUGUCAUUGCUCCUUCUCCAUGGAAAAUUUUUGGAUGCCAAAACGGUUUACGCCUUUUUAAAGAAGCUAAAGACUGGGAUUCACGAGGAAAGCAUUGGGAUGAUCACCCUGCAGUAAUGGCAGUUGGAGUCAUUGAUGGUACUUCAGAAGAUAUCUUCAAUACACUAAUGUCUCUGGAUCCUUUGAGAUCAGAAUGGGACUUUUGUUUCUACAAAGGCAGCGUGGUGGAGCAUCUUGAUGGACACACAGAUAUAAUCAAUGUCCAGUUAUACAGUGAUUGGCUGCCCUGGGGUAUGAAUCGAAGAGACUUAUUGCUGAGACGCUACUGGAGAAGGGAAGAAGAUGGAACCUAUGUGAUACUUUGCCACUCUGUUUAUCACAAGAAGUGCCCACCAAGGAGGGGUUAUGUUCGUGCUUGUGUCAAAAGUGGUGGCUACGUGGUGACUCCGGUAAGCAAAGGGAAACAAUCACUAGUAAAGCAUAUGGUAGCCAUUGAUUGGAGAAGCUGGAACUUAUACAUGAGGCCGUCUUCUUCAAGAUCCAUAACCAUCCGUGUUGUUGAGAGACUUGCUGCGUUACGUGAAAUGUUCAAAGCGAAACAAGGACAGGGCUUCGCUGAGUUCGUCUCAGGGGAGUUCUUAGAAACCAAACCCUGCUUGUCCAAGGUCAACAUUAGACCCCUUAUAACAGAAGCCAAAAGGGUUGAUCUAGAGCUUGUGAAGGCUGAUGAAAUGGAGAAACCUUCUUCAGCACGCCACAGUUUGAUGGACUUGAAUGAUGUUUCUGAUGAAUUUUUCGACGUUCCUGAGCCCUCCGAGUUCGAUAGCUUAAUUGAUAACUCUCCCUUUUCACAAGGACACUCUCAGCUCAAGAUACCAUCACCAGCUGGUAUUGUAAAGAAACUUCAAGAUUUAGCCAAUAAUAAGAAAGGCUAUAUGGAUUUACAAGAGGUCGGUAUGGAUGAUAAGAGCACAUUCUUCUAUGGAGCCACUCUUCAGAAAGACCCAAAUUUUACUAUGCCUUGUAGUUGGGCUACGGCAGAUCCAUCUACAUUCUUAAUUCGUGGAGAAAAUUAUCUAAAAGACCGACAAAAGGUGAAGGCAAAUGACACAUUGAUGCAAAUGAUUGGAGCAGACUGGAUAAGUUCUGAUAAGAGAGAAGAUAAUCUUGGUGGACGAAUAGGCGGUCUAGUUCAAGAAUAUGCAGCUAAGGACGGUCCAGAGUUUUUCUUCAUUGUAAACAUGCAGGUCCCUGGUUCAGCUAUGUACAGUCUAGCAUUGUACUAUAUGCUGAAAACUCCAUUAGAAGAGCAUCCUUUGUUAGAGAGUUUUGUCAAUGGUGAUGACGCUUAUCGCAACUCGCGCUUUAAACUCAUCCCUCACAUCUCCAAAGGUUCAUGGAUUGUGAAACAAAGUGUUGGCAAGAAGGCUUGCUUGGUGGGUCAGGCACUUGAAGUUCGUUACACCCGCGGAAAGAAUUACUUGGAGCUUGAUGUUGAUGUUGGGUCUUCAACUGUUGCAAGAGGUGUAACCAAUCUUGUUCUUGGGUAUCUUACCAACUUGGUUAUAGAAAUGGCUUUUCUGAUACAGGCAAAUACAGAAAAUGAACUACCAGAACUGCUACUAGGGACUUGUCGGCUCAAUUAUCUCGAUGUUUCAAAAUCUGUACAAGAAAGAUGAGACAUCCCGAAGAAUAAACAAUAAUGCAGGAGCAAGGGAUGUAUCGAUUUUUUGUUACUUUGUAAAAGCUGUGUUUUUACUGUGUUUUUUUUUUUGCCUACUGUGUUUCUUUUACCAUUCUUUAUUACGUGAACUCGUUUAUACAGUCUAAGUGUCAAACUAAGGUCUAGAAAGAAAGAAAGAACCUAGUCUGGUUCUCUGUGUUAUCUGUCGAACAUUGGAUUAAUAAACUUGUUGAAAAGAAUAACAUCCCAUUUGACCAAAAAAAACAAAAAAAUAAUAAGAUCCCACAAUAGCGCCACAGUUCAGUGUUUUGCAAUAUAAAAACUCAGAGGAAAGAGUUACUUGCGCAACAAUCAACAGCUCCUCUCUCUCACAAGAAACUCCAAAUCCUUACUGAUUUGCAUUCAAUCACAAGCAACAAAGACAAUUGAUAAGUGUUCCUAUAUCGUUUAAUUUAGCUAGAAUUCUACUAAAACUUCGAUGUGUCAAAUCAAAAUAGAUUAUGCCAUUUCAAUUAAAAUAUUAAAAAGGAAUUUAAACUAAUGAAAGACGGAUUUAUAUUCAUGAACUACGAUAUUUUAACAAUUAAUGUAAGGCAGAUUAAAUAGAUGAACUACAAUGUUUUUUACUUAACAUGUUUACCAAAAAAACGACAAUUUUUAACUCUCACAAAUUAGUUACUAUAAUUAUAUAAAAAAUAUUAAAAACAAAAAAUCAAUAUAUAUACAUAUAUUAUUAUUAGUGUCAAACAGAUUAACUUUACAUCAUCGCAAUUUUUACAAUAUUUUUUAUUAAAAUAAAUAUAUCAUAAAAUUAUCUAACAGUUAUUAGCCCCAUGCUAUAGCAAAGGUUAUAACCUAAUUUAUUACUUACUAAAAAUAUUGUUUAAUUUAGCUUGUUCUAAGAUUGUGGAUUCGUUUGAAUCAUAAAUGUCAACGUAAAGAGUGGAGACACAUAUUCAUUUAUUUCUCAGUUUUGAUAAGUAUCUAAUUAGAAAGAAAGAAAAAUCUAACUGGAAUUUUUUUUUUUCUAAAGGCAAUCUAACUGGAAUUAUGGGACGACAUAUGUAGAGUGAGUAUGAUGAAUGAAUAUCAACGGUGUGGGGUUGAGUAUCGUUGCGUGCCUACGAAAGCGAAGGUGUCUAUUUCAGUGGGUCACAAGCUCAUCCGGCUCAUCUGUCGGCAGUCGGCACCGACACCUCUCUAACUAUUCUUCUGUUUUUACAGUUUUUAUCUUAUUUUUCUUUGCCGCUUCAAACACUAUUUUAUAUUUAUUUUCUUAGAAGUAAAGAAACUUUUGAAUAAAUUUCAUCUUGUAAUAUUUUCUAUAAAGUGCUAUUUGUUGAUAUAUCUGUCAAUCAUCAUUUCAUCGUAUCCAGGUGGAACCCGUUUUAAUAUAUUACGUAUGAAGAUCUACCAUUUACACUAAGAGUAUGAAUGGGAAACACCGGAAUAACUGAAAGUAACAAAAAUGGAGUAAUAAAUAGUAACUAGCAAACAUAGUAAAAAUAUUAUAAUUCGUUUCACCUGACUGGUAAACAUGCCAGCUGAAUUAAGAGUAAUAACUUAGAACAACGACGACCGACAACUCUACAUUUUACAGACUUACUAAUGGUUCAAAAAUUUGCGUGUAAAGUUAGCAAAAAGAUGUGGUUGCGAGAGACUAAAACCUAAAUUUGGUAUGGAAUCACAUAAAUAAGAUAUGAACAGGUGGAUAUAUAAUUGGUGUCCGAAAGAAUCACAACAUUUGGAACUAUCACAAAUUGGUCGAUUGUGUUUAGUAAAAUUUUUAAUAUAUCCGUAACAUUCCGAGCUAUGAUACAUAGAUAAACUUAAGAAAAUUGAUUUGGAUAUAUAUGUUGCCAAAGUGCGUUUACUUUUUUCAGCACACAUCCGUUUAAAACUCUAAAGUUAAUUGUGUUUGAACCGGAGUAGUGGAAGGAUGAGUGAUCUAUCGGAAAGUGAUUCGUGAUGCCGUGCGAGUGAGACCAAAA